AACACAAAUGUGCGAGAAUCCUAAGCAAGGCAACAUCGAGUAUUAUUAACCCAUGCAUGAUGCAGUGAUCUCACCUAGCGCAAUUGUUUUAGCUGAAAUCAAUACAUCAUGCAAGUGGGAAAAAUCCGAUAAUAAGAACGAGAUGAACAACAAUAUUCCGUGAUUCCCCCCCAUGCAAAUAUCUGCAGGUACAACAAAAAUAAGAUUCUUAUCAAAUAUUGUUGGGAGUAAAAGAUAAGAUUACCGUCCUCUGAUGGUAAUAUCGCGCAGGAGCAGAGGAAUUGGAAUAUAAACGUUGCCGGUAAUUUGUCGUGCACAGUUUUUUAUGACCUUCCGAACAACAAAUACACACUGGUGAUCGUGUCACUGGGUUUCCACCUCGCAGAACUUUGGGAAAAAAACAACAAACAACAUGGAUCUAAGCCGUUACGCAGACUACACUCCCACGGUUCGUCCGGCUGAGGAUUUCGACGCUACCGCCGAUGCCGAGGUUCUUCGCAAGGCGAUGAAGGGUUUCGGCACCGACGAACACGCAAUCAUCGACGUCUUGGCUCACAGAUCGAACGAGCAGAGGCAAGAGAUUGAUAGGACUUUCAAAACCAUGUACGGAAAGGAUUUGGUGCACGAUUUGAAAAGCGAAUCGAGCGGUCACUUCGAGGAUCUCCUUGUGGCUCUGAUGAGGCCAACGCCGGAUUUGUACGCGAAGGAAUUGCACGUCGCCAUCAGCGGUUUGGGAACCGACGAAGACUGCCUCAUCGAAAUGCUCUGCUCGUUGAACAAUUACGAAAUGAGCUUGGUCCGUGAAGCCUACGAAUCAAGGUACGGAAAGCAGUUGGAAGAUGACAUUAUUGGAGAUACCUCUGGUACCUUGAAGAGAUGCCUAGUUUCCUUGUGCAACGGGGCUAGAGAUGAAAGCGACGACGUUGACAUGGACGCUGCUCAUUCCGAUGCGCAAUCUCUCUUGGAAGCAGGUGAAUUGAUCCUCGGAACUGAUGAGUCCGCUUUCAAUAUGGUCUUCUGCCAACGCAAUUUGGAACAGUUGAAAGGUGUCUUCAAUCAAUACGAAAACAUCACCGGACACGACAUCGAGGAAGCCGUCGACUCGGAGUUCUCCGGUGACGCUAAGGAAUGUCUGUUGGCCAUCAUCAGGUCGACACGUAACCGUCCCGCCUUCUUCGCCAGGCGCAUCCACAAGGCCCUCAAGGGCUUGGGAACGAACGAUCGUCAGCUGAUCAGGUUGAUCGUCUCCAGGUGCGAGAUCGACAUGGAAGAAAUCAAAGCGCAUUAUCAUUCCAAGUACGAGAGGACCUUGAAGGAAGACAUCGAGGAUGACACUUCUGGACACUACAUGAAAUGCUUACUCGCUUUGAUUGGCGAAUAUUAAAUUCGUUACUAAAUAUAAUGUAUUUAUUUAAAAAUAACGCUAAUAAAAAUUUCAAAAAGA
This is a messenger RNA of Nicrophorus vespilloides, 1444 nucleotides long. RefSeq names its product annexin B11-like. Bases 413 to 1384 code for a protein of 323 amino acids. The transcript is spliced from 6 exons. Gene Ontology annotation, cellular component: cytoplasm. Gene Ontology annotation, molecular function: calcium ion binding; calcium-dependent phospholipid binding. Lineage: Eukaryota; Metazoa; Arthropoda; Insecta; Coleoptera; Silphidae. The record is from RefSeq and is a predicted model, not a curated record.